AUGGUCAAGAUUAAGAUGUUUGGGACAGGGUUCACCCUGCAAGCUGCCAUAUGGGUAGCUUGUGGGAUGGCCUUCAUACUUUUUGGCUACGAUCAAGGAGUAUUUAGCGGUAUCGUCGAGAAUGAAGACUUUCUCGAUACUAUGCAUCGUCCAGGCGAUAGCCUUAUGGGGAUCAUUGUCUCCAUAUAUAACCUUGGCUGCUUCACUGGGUGUAUCGUCAAUUUUGUUGUCGCGGAAUGGCUGGGAAGGCGGCGGGCAAUGUGGGUUGCAAUGAUAUGGAUAAUUAUUGGCGCCUCAUUGCAAACAUCAGCAUUCUCUGUUGCACAUCUGAUGGUAGGGAGAUUCGUCACAGGCAUUGGCACAGGUAUUGAAACGUCCACCGUCCCCAUGUAUCAAGCCGAGCUAUGCGAGGCUUCGAAGCGCGGCAAACUAGUAUGUAGUGAGCCCUUGCUCGUCGGCGUGGGAAUUGUCAUCAGCUAUUUCUUUGACUACGGAAUGAGCUUUGUUGGUGGUCAGAUUGCCUGGAGACUACCCAUUGCGUGUCAGAUGAUCUUCGCUUUCGUUGUGAUUAUUCUGGUGUUUGGCUUGCCGGAGUCUCCCCGAUACUGUUAUAAGGAAGAGCGCAACGACGAAGCGCUCCAGAUCCUGAGCGAUGUCACUGGUCUGCCAAAGGACCAUCCCAAGAUUGUGGCAGAACAGGAAGAGAUUCUUGAAGCUCUCGAACUUGAGACAAAACAUGGGGGAUAUCAGUGGAGAAAUAUAUUCAAGCGCGACGAAGUUUCGACCGGCCAUCGGGUUCUUUUAGCAUAUGGUAUGCAGUUUAUGAAUCAAGUCGGCGGCAUCAAUCUUGUAGUGUAUGAGGUGCUUGCGAAUCUCUGUCGAACCAUCACUAACAAGGAUCGUAGCUACUUCAUACCCACAGUUCUCAACAGUAACGUUGGCCUCAGCAAGAACCUCUCGCUAAUUAUCGGAGGCUGCGUUCAGAUAAUGUUCGUCAUCGGUAGCUUCUUCCCUACCUUCUUCGUGGACCGUGUCGGUCGAAGGGCCCCGAUGAUGUGGGGAUCGUUUGGCUUGGGGCUCUGCAUGAUGAUGGUAUCCAUUCUCCUGAGCUUCAAGGGAAAGGCAAACGAGCAUGCGACCUCCUCAGCCUCCGUUGCGUUUUUCUUCCUCUACAUGCUUAUCUUCGGCGCAUCUGUCAACUGCAUCCCUUGGGUCUAUGUGCCUGAGAUCCUGCCUCUGCAUGCCAGAGCGAAAGGAACCGCCGUGGGUAUUUCUUCGAACUGGAUCUGGAAUUUCUUCGUCGUCAUGAUCACACCUAUCAUCAUCAACCGGCUGCAGUGGAAGGCUUACUUGAUAUUUAUGUGCACUAACUUUGCUUUCGUGCCAUUGGUAUAUUUCUGCUAUCCUGAAACAGCCAAUUUGACACUGGAAGAGAUCGAUUAUCUCUUCACCAAUCCAGAGAAAACGGCUGUAAACAUUUCGAAAGAACUUCACAAGGAGCGAAAGAAGCAGGGGCAUACAAGAUUGGCUCACAUCGAUGCAAGGGGCCGCAGUAGCCCAGUGAUUGAUGAUACUCAGGAGAAGGCGGCUGGGAUCCGAACUACUGGUGAACAUGUGGAAGAUGUUUAG
This is a messenger RNA of Aspergillus pseudoviridinutans, 1629 nucleotides long. Its product is annotated as putative MFS sugar transporter. The coding region runs from base 1 to 1629 and encodes 542 amino acids. The transcript is spliced from 7 exons. Gene Ontology annotation, molecular function: carbohydrate:proton symporter activity. Gene Ontology annotation, biological process: transmembrane transport; carbohydrate transport. The record is from RefSeq and is a predicted model, not a curated record. Gene Ontology annotation, cellular component: membrane. Lineage: Eukaryota; Fungi; Ascomycota; Eurotiomycetes; Eurotiales; Aspergillaceae.